This is a messenger RNA of Rhipicephalus sanguineus (brown dog tick), 936 nucleotides long. RefSeq names its product eukaryotic translation initiation factor 2 subunit 1-like. Lineage: Eukaryota; Metazoa; Arthropoda; Arachnida; Ixodida; Ixodidae. Gene Ontology annotation, molecular function: ribosome binding; RNA binding; translation initiation factor activity. The record is from RefSeq and is a predicted model, not a curated record. The transcript is spliced from 6 exons. Gene Ontology annotation, cellular component: eukaryotic 48S preinitiation complex; multi-eIF complex; eukaryotic translation initiation factor 2B complex. The coding region runs from base 151 to 843 and encodes 230 amino acids.
GACUUGUGCGUCUUUUCUCUGGUUCAUGGCUCUCUCAAACUUGUGCCACAUGUUGGUUUGAGCUAUUGUUUUCCGCCGUUCGCGUGCCGCUUCGUCGCAGUUUUGAAACGCUGGAUUGAAUCUGAAGACUGAGCUGGAACAGGCCGCAUCAUGCCGCUUUCGUGUCGCUUCUAUUCUCAAAAAUAUCCGGAGCCCGAGGACGUGGUGAUGGUGAACGUCAGGCAGAUCGCCGAGAUGGGCGCCUACGUGCGGCUGCUGGAGUACAACGACAUCGAAGGCAUGAUCCUGCUCUCCGAGUUGUCCAGGCGACGUAUCCGUUCCAUCAACAAGCUCAUCCGCGUCGGCCGCAGUGAGUGCGUGGUCGUCAUCAGGGUGGACAAGGACAAAGGGUACAUUGACUUGUCCAAACGGCGAGUGUCUCCGGAGGACAUCACAAAGUGUGAAGAAAAGUUUGCCCGGGGCAGAGCUGUUAACAGUAUUCUUCGGCACGUCGCCGAAACACUCAAGUAUGAGACAGACGAGCAGCUGGAGGAACUGUGCAGGAAAACGGCCUGGUACUUCGAUGACAAGUUCAAGAAGCCCACAGCAUCUUACGACGUCUUCAAGCUGGCUGUUACGGACAUAUCAGUGUUGGAUGAAUGCAACAUUGACCCGGAGACGAAAGAAGUGCUCCUGACCAAUAUCAAGCACCGGCUGACGCCACAGGCUGUCAAGAUCAGGGCAGAUAUUGAGGUGUCCUGCUAUGAAUAUGAAGGCAUUGAUGCCGUGAAGCAUGCCCUCAGGGAAGGCAUGUCUCUGUCCACUGAGGACAUGCCUAUCAAGGUGAGUCUUGCAGACUUUUAAUGUGGUAGCGUUAAAGAGCUCAUUUCGCAAAAAUUCCGGUGCUGGCGUCGGUUUCGGUGUCAGCGUCGUUGGUUGUGAGCGAAAAAUAGAGAG